Molecule: messenger RNA, 794 nt
Organism: Eupeodes corollae
Lineage: Eukaryota; Metazoa; Arthropoda; Insecta; Diptera; Syrphidae
Exons: 1
Coding region: 215-709 (164 amino acids)
Biological process (GO): protein stabilization; protein import into mitochondrial matrix; protein folding
Cellular component (GO): mitochondrion
Molecular function (GO): zinc ion binding; protein-folding chaperone binding
Source: RefSeq, a predicted model, not a curated record
GACGUUUUGUGAAUCCUCACACGACCACCACCGCUCGCCUCAUCAAUAAGUUGAGUGCAAAAACCUACAAAUCUUUAUUUUUAUUUUCUGUUGCUUUUGCUUUGCUUUACUAAGGCGACAAAAACAAUUUAAACUAACCUCAACUUAAGUUUGUAUAUACGCAAAAUUGAAGGUUUUCUUAUUAUAGAAUGUUGUGAUAUCACUUUAAGUAAACAUGAAUACUCUUCGUCAAAUAUUUGGUGCUCGGACUCUAGCUGCCCUGAGGCAAAACAGCCUCUUCAACAAUAUUCCCUUGGACUCCAAUACGACUCCUGCCAGUCAUGUUAGCACCGCAGCUACAGCCACUGUCAACAAUAGUUUUCUUCCCAAGGAACUACUCGGCACUUCCCUUCUGAAAAAAACUCAAUUUGGAAUUGGCAGUGAAUCUUCUUUUCUGAAGAAUGUCAAACAACUAGACCGAAAAUUGGAGAUUGCUUAUCGUUGUAAGAUCUGCAAUACAAGAAACUUGAAAAUAGUUUCCGAAGCUGCAUACAACAAUGGGGUUGUGAUUCUCCAAUGUGAUGGUUGCUCCACAACUCACUUGAUAGUGGAUAACCUGGGAUGGUUUGCCAAUUGCAAGGGGAAGAGUGUUAAUCAAGUUAUUGCCGAAAAAGGCGAAUACAUUCGCAAAAUUGUAGUCAACGAGAAGGGCGAGUUACUUAAAAACUAAACGUUAAAUAAAGCAUCAUUAUUUGAACUUUGUGCAUAUAAACGAUUUUAAUUUUAAUAAAAAUUAAAAUUGAAUGAUUACAUAA